Scylla paramamosain (green mud crab) is the source of this 5167-nucleotide messenger RNA. Its product is annotated as large proline-rich protein BAG6-like. Gene Ontology annotation, molecular function: misfolded protein binding; polyubiquitin modification-dependent protein binding. The transcript is spliced from 23 exons. The coding region runs from base 273 to 4583 and encodes 1436 amino acids. Gene Ontology annotation, cellular component: BAT3 complex. The record is from RefSeq and is a predicted model, not a curated record. Lineage: Eukaryota; Metazoa; Arthropoda; Malacostraca; Decapoda; Portunidae.
GAGCCACAGGAGGGAGGCGCUGCUCGUGCUCCUCACCGGCGGCCUCGCGGGACGUCCUCCAUGAAUCAGGCUACCUCCUAGGUUUGUGCCACCCACUACAGCACACUCACGCCUUUGAUAACCACCUACAGUUUAUUUAAGAGAAGCAAGUGACGGGGAAGCACGCCAGGAGCGACCUAAGUGCGGAGGAGUGAGGAACGUAACACGGCUGCCCUUCCUCCCUGCCUGCCUUCACUCCCCAGCGCUCUCCGUCUCUACCCAGACGCUCCCCCAUGGUUGAGUCAACCUCAGGCAAGAUGAUUGAUGUUACCAUCAAGACGCUUGAUUCACAGAAUCGGCGUUACUCUGUCCCAGAUGACAUCACUGUAAAGCAGUUCAAGGAAAGAAUAGCAUCAUCUGUAGACAUUCCAGCAGACAAACAGAGGCUCAUAUACUGUGGCAGAGUUUUACAGGAUGAUAAGAAAUUAGCAGAAUACAAUGUACAUGAAAAGGUAGUCCACCUGGUGAUGCGGGCACCACCCCAAGCCAACAGCAGGAAUGGCAGUGGAGGAGCCAGCUCGUCUGCCACAGGGUCUCCAGGGAGUGGUUACCACCACCAUCACCACCACCAUCACCACCACCACCACCAUCGCCGGCAGCAGCAGCCAGAAGGUGCUCAGGUCCUUCUUGGGUCAUUUGUUGUUCCAGAAGACAGUGAACCUGUAGCCCUGCCUACCCAGGGACCAAGUUCAUCCGGAGUGCGGCUCCAUCAGGCACGCACCAUGCUGGACCGUGCUGCUGCUGUGCUGGACCGCCUGGACAGACGGCUGCAGGUACAGCCCUCAGCAAGUUCACCAGAAAAUGAUAAGGCAGCGGGCACAAGUCAGGGUGCAGAAGCAGCAGCAGCAGAAGCAGGUGCAAUGGAAACAGAAUCAAAUGAAGAGAGCCAGCCAAGCAGCAGCACUGGUGCAGAGGAGGCCACUCCCUCAACCUCUGCCAUCACACCUCCCACUGAAGAAAUGGAAGCACUCUACUCCGAGAUGGAUGCCCUAAACAACAUGGACCCAGCAACACUGAUUCCUGCACCCCCACCUCCCCCCAUGAUGGGUGCAAUCAACGGCAGUCUGGCUGGUGGCCUUGCACAGGCAGCCUCUGCUGCUGUUGCCUCAGCCCUCUCUUCUCUUGCUCGAGGAGGUGGUUCUGCUCCAUCUGUCCCCACCACUACCACAACCACAACCACCCAGCCGUCUACAGCCGUGAGCGGUACACCCCCAGCCACUGCCUCUGCCACGAGUGCCCCCACAGCAGCCACCACCACCACUACCAGCAGUGGCAUUAGCAGGAGCACCGGUGCAGUUCCUCAGGGUAGUGUGCGCAGCACACUUACUAUAAGAAUUACCAAUCCCUGGUCAUCAAAUUCAGAAUCUAGCAGCAGCAGCACCACAGCCACUACCAGCACCACCACUUCUUCUCCCUCUAACACCAGCAACACUUCAAGGAGUUCCAGCACAGUACGUGCUCCUGCACCUGCUGAGGCGACCACCAGUGAGAGCAGCAGAAGCAGGAGGAGCUCAGGCAGUCAGGACAGGGCUAGCCCAAGCAGCAGCAGUGCUACAGCCUCAGGUCCCUCAGAAGGAACUGGUGGGAGCAGCAGUGAGGGAGGUGCUGGCAUGGUGAGGCUGGAGCACCCUCGCUGUGCUGUCAUGGUGGAGGUGCUGGAUCAGUACACACAGAUUCAACGCCGGUUGGAGCCGUACUUGGCACGCUACUACCAGGCAAUGGCUAAUGAUCCUGUUUUUAGUGAUGGGGAGGCUGAUUCUCUGCAACAGCAACAGUGGCUGCUGUGGCGUGUGUCUGAGGUGCUUCACUUUGUGUCCCAUGCCAUGCAUGCUAUCAGUGACAUCAUGGUGGACCUGCGGCGUGCACCACCCCGUCAGCUGCGUGCCCGGCCAAUUAUCAUCCAGCAGCCAGCACUUGUCCAGGCACAGAUCAAUGUGACCACCAGCUCGGACCCGUCACGAGGAGGCAUGAGUGUUUUCAGCAGCAGCCGACCAACUACCACCACCUCCCAGUCCUCCUCCUCUGCCAACCAGUCCUCUUCCACCACUUCUUCCCAGACCACCACCACCACCACCACUAAUGUAUCAUCCUCAUCUACCUCCUCUUCCUCCUCCUCCACUUCUACUUCCUCCAUGUCAACCAGCACAUCAGCAGAUCCCUCUUCCAAUUACUUGCUGGUGUCUGGGCCAGCCACUGCUGUGCCCUCAACCACCACUACCACACCUGCUUCCUCCACCCCAUCCACUACAUCCACCACCACAGCCUCUGCUGCUGCCCCUCAAGCCCGCAACUUGGCAUCCCUCCUGAACUUGGGUUCCAUGCAAGGCUUUCCCAUGGAUGGUGGAGACCUGGUGCUGAUGGAAGUGGGGCCUCAUGGCAUCACUAUUGACUCAGUGUCUGCUGAAGGAGGCAGUACAGGAGGAUCAGCACCACCUCCUGAACUGAUACAAAACCUGGUGUCCUCCAUCACAAGCCAGCUGGGGAUGCACAUUGGAGGUGCUACCCCUUCCACCACUGCCCCAGCUUCCACAACCUCUGCUGCUGCCUCUUCAGCCUCUGUCUCCUCCUCUGCCACCUCAGCCACCACAGCCAACACAGGUGUGCCCAGUGCUGGCCCAGGACGCAAUAGUCAGGCUGCUGGCAACAGUGGCACGAACACAACCAACGUGACCCAGACGAGGGUGACCCACCGGCCCCACGUGCACGUCACGCCCCUCAACGUGCCAGGCAUGGGAAUGAACCAGUUUGACCCAUUCCUGCCGUGCCAGAGUCAUCACAUCCGGCCGGCCACUCGCAGGAGGCAUCAGGCACAAACACAGACCCAAGAUGGCAGCAGCCCAGUCCAGAGCAGGAGGAGAGCAGCAGGUGCCCAGGCCCAGGAGGGUGGUGCCUCCCAGAGUGCCCAGGCCCGUCCCCAGGUGGGCGUGUCACCUACAGCAUCCUCAGCCAAUCCUCUUGCUGUGUUCGCCAACCUGAUGGCUGAGGCAUUUGGGGGCAGGCAGGCGGCAGCUGCCCUGCAGGGUGACCAGCAGCCACAACAGCAGCAGCAACAGCAACAAUCCCCUGCACCAGAUGCCAGUGAAUCACAAAUAAGUGACCAAAUGUUUGCUCAGUUAGUGCAGGGAGUCAUGUCACAAGUCUCAGGCUCCCUCAAUGCAGAAGGUGGUGAGGGAGACAACCAACAGUCAGGUGCUACACUUCAUGAGUUCCUGCAGCCCUUUGAUGGGGGCAUGUUUAGUGAAGGGGAGGAAAACUCACUUUUCUACCAGCUUUUCAACACAGUGGCUCUGUCAUUGUCUAUUGGGGAUCUAGUGCAACUUUUCUUUGGGCGGUCAAGAACUGUGAAUCAACUGCGAGCACCCCUCCAGCGGUUUGUGAGGGAGCAGGCAUUGCAGGGGAACCAACCCACAGAGGAGAACCUCAAUCGUGCCAUUGAUAACAUUCUGCAGGACCUCCACCCACAUCUGGUCCUCACGGCAGGUGAGGCACGUGUCCAUGAAGGGAUAGACUAUGUUUACACGGUUCACAACUUUGUGAGGCAUCGCUUACAUGACAUCUUCAACCUUGUACUGAAUCACACUGAUGAGGAGACCUUUGGACCGUCACUUGUGUCCUUGAUGAGACGGACGGUUGGAGAGUUCAUUGCCCUUUCCCUCUACUGCUUCUCCGAUGGUGCUCAGGGACUGGAGAGGGUCCUGCAGGAGAGAGUGAGGUCUAUCAUGUCCGGGGUGAGUCCAGCCAUCCAGAACUGGUCCAUCAACACCUCAAUCAUGCAGCUGCGCUCCAUGAUGAGCCGCCUCACCAUAACAGAUGACUACAUCCGCCGAUAUGUGGUGUCUCCAGACGAAGGGCGGCGGAUGGAGGAUGAGCACAGCCGCCGGCAACGUGCCAAUGAAACCGCCAAUGCUAAGCCGCCACAGCGACCACUGGCACCCACCACAGAGAGCAGUGUCACUGGGAACAAUGUGGUGCAUGUAGCCCCAGCCAAUGGUCCCACUGUGGAGCCCAUGGAAGUUGAGGAAGUUGGCUGCAUGGAGGAGGUGACAACCACAGGUUCAGAGUUAGAAAUAGCUGUUGAGGGAGCAACUGGAGGAGCAAGUGAAGCCAAGGAAGAGGAGACUCUGGUAGAGGAGCCUCCCAUCAUCAUCACUGACAAGCCACAGCCCUGGCACUCAGCUGUUCCUCAGGAUUGGAUCCCAGUGAUUACCAGAGAUGUGGAGCGUCAGCGGCGAGGUGUGCCAGACACAGGCCUCAGUGAUGCCUACCUCUGUGGGAUGCCACUCAAGCGCCGGAAGCUGGCAUCCCAACACAAGCCACAUGGAUCUGUGCAGCAGGUCAUUCAGGACACACUCCGGCACUGCAUGCGGGGAGCCGGCAUCAACAGGGUGGUGAUGGACAGUGUAGUGGGAGAGGCAGCCAGUCAGCUGGGUGACUCCUUCGUGGGCCACAUGCGCACAUCCCUCAGAGACAGACUCAACCACAACAAAGACUUCCUCCCUGAAAAGUUUCCCAAGAGUGAAGAGAAUAUACGGAAAGGAAAAUAACUCCUAGGUUUAUUUAUACAUGGGGAUAUGGGUUCGUUGUUUCUUGCUGGAGAAAUGUGUCUUGAUUUAAGUUAGAGACAGAUGCAUUGUUGUAUUGGGUUGAAGAAUUGUUUGACACUCAUGUAUGGUACUCAUAAUGUACAGUGCUUUGGAAAGGACUCAAGAAGGAAGGCAAUCCCUCACUUAAUUGUUGUAAUAUAUAUGCAAAUAACUAGAAAGUGUCAUGAGGGACAUGUUUUACUUAUAUAUGCAAGGCACUACUGAGAAUAUAUUAGGGGUAAGUGACAUCAUAUAUUUGAGUUUUCUUUCUGACACAGUAUUUGAUCAUAUAAUUCAGAAUGUUCCUGGAAAGCUCUCACCCAGGACCUUGUUCAUGCUUUUUUGCUGAUGUUUUCAUGCCAAUGCCGAGCAAUUCAGCAUAGCAGGAGGCCACCACCUCUUACACUGUUUGAGAAGAAAUAGUAAAAGGAGAGCAAACUUAUGUCAGGCUUUUUAAGCAGUGUAUUUCCUUUUAAAAUACAUAUUAUAAAUUAUGUUACCUCCUUAAUUCGUGAUGGUAUUAAAGAAUAAAACAUGUCCUCUAA